AUGACGAACUUGCGAUCUCUCCCUGCGCGGGUGCGGAGGGUACCCUUUUCAAGUAUAUCUGGGAGACAGACGAAUGGGUUCUCUACCUCGUCGCGGAGUUACUCCUACGCUGAUACGCUCCCGAACUUGAAGAUCGGGGCCCAUACCAGGGUUCUGUUUCAGGGGUUUACAGGCAGACAGGCCACUGCCAACGUAAAAGAGUCAUUGGCCUGGGGAACGAAGAUUGUCGGAGGCGCCCAAGAAAAAGCGAAACCCGAUGCAUCAGCCAUCUACGUACCAGGGAACCAAACAGCAAAGGCAAUUGAAGAAGCCAUUGAAGCCGAGAUCCCUCUCGUCGUGGCUGUAGCGGAGCAUGUGCCUAUCCAUGAUAUCCUCAGAAUUCACUCCAUGCUUCAGACACAGUCCAAAACAAGGCUUGUCGGGGCCAAUUGCCCCGGUAUCAUCUCUGCAAUUGGGAAGUGUCGGAUAGGAUUCCAGCCGUUGCCGUGCUUUUCUCCUGGUAAGAUCGGUAUCGUUGCGAAAUCGGGAACUUUGAGCUAUGAGACUGUUGCAUCGACUACACGAGCAGGCUUGGGGCAGAGCCUCUGUAUCAGUAUGGGUGGUGACGUCUUGGCUGGGACUAAUUUCGUCGAUGCCCUGAAGAUAUUUGAGAAUGACCCCGAUACGGAGGGCAUCAUUCUCGUGGGCGAGAUUGGUGGAACGGCGGAGAUUGACGCAGCAGAAUGGAUCAAGGAUUAUAACAGAAGAACAGCGAAUCCUAAACCGGUCAUGGCCCUAGUUGGUGGCUUGCACGCCCCUCCAGGACGAGUCAUGGGCCAUGCGGGUGCAUGGACUGCGAUCGGGGAACCAGAUGCAAAUGCGAAGUACCAAGCGCUUGAGCGCGCCGGCGCAGUCAUGGUCAACCACCCGGAGAAGUUCGGCAAAGGAAUGAAGACUUUACUGAAUAGUCGACCACAGGUUCAGAGCACGACGUCUACCAGCGCCCCGAGCCAGAGAAGAAGCCUACACACAAUGAGACGUGUAUCCCUAGAAAAGAGCCAAAGAGUGUCUGCCUCAAGCCAAACCCGGUCCCUCUUCAUCAAGCAGUUCCAGGCCCUGGACAUGUUAAAAGAAAGGUCCAUUUCAGUCAACGAAGCAAAGCCCUCAGAAUCCGACAUCUUUCUAAAUCUCACAGUCGAUAGAACAGCAUUGUCACCUUGUGUUAUAGCUUCAACAGUUGCCGAUUUCGCGCCGUCGCACACUAGCAAAUUUCCUUUCCCCUACGCCAACACAGACUUCAGCAGCGGCAACUCACCACUCAUCACAUCCAUCGCUUCUCACCUUAAGCUCCCUGACACCACACACAGGAAACUAGCAGAACUAGUCCAAGCACUGUGGCAAGUAUUCAAAGAAAAAGAAGCCUAUCUAUUAGAAGUCCGGGUAAACGCAUCCACAGAAGGACUAGAAGUCCGAGGCGCACGUUUCGGCUUCGACGACGCCGCAUUCCGAAGCUCAGGACGUCAGAAAGAAGUCCACAGUCUGCGGAACCCGGCAGAAGAAGUGCACGAAGAAGUUGAAGCAGAGAAAGACGGCAUAGUCUACGUGAAAUUACAGGGAGAGGGCAGCAUCGGAACUCUAGUAAACGGCGCCGGACUCGCAAUGAACACAGUAGAUGCACUCACCAUUCAUGGCGGCCAUUGUGCCAAUUUCCUGGAUACAGGAGGCAAGGCAACGUCCGAGACGGUCAAGUCAUCGUUCCGGAUUAUCACAUCCGACCCACGGGUGAAGGCUAUUUUCGUCAAUAUAUUUGGGGGCCUGACGCGGUGUGAUAUGAUCGCCGAGGGUAUUAUUAUGGCUUUUAGGGAUUUGGAGAUGAGUGUGCCGGUGGUGGUGCGAUUGAGGGGGACUAACGAGGAAGAGGGACAGAAAAUGAUCGCUGAGAGUGGGCUUCCACUUCAUGCCUUUGAUAGCUUUGAAGGGGCUGCGAAGAAGGUGAUCAGCUUAGCGGGGGGGAAGCCAUUGAAUUAG
Molecule: messenger RNA, 2007 nt
Organism: Aspergillus bombycis
Lineage: Eukaryota; Fungi; Ascomycota; Eurotiomycetes; Eurotiales; Aspergillaceae
Product: putative succinyl-CoA synthetase subunit alpha
Exons: 10
Coding region: 1-2007 (668 amino acids)
Biological process (GO): tricarboxylic acid cycle
Cellular component (GO): mitochondrion; succinate-CoA ligase complex (ADP-forming)
Molecular function (GO): succinate-CoA ligase (ADP-forming) activity; succinate-CoA ligase (GDP-forming) activity
Source: RefSeq, a predicted model, not a curated record